Messenger RNA from Kwoniella shivajii, 969 nucleotides. RefSeq lists its product as uncharacterized. The transcript has 5 exons. Bases 1 to 969 code for a protein of 322 amino acids. The record is from RefSeq and is a predicted model, not a curated record. Gene Ontology annotation, cellular component: 90S preribosome; nucleus. Lineage: Eukaryota; Fungi; Basidiomycota; Tremellomycetes; Tremellales; Cryptococcaceae.
AUGGUGCAGGAGACAUUGAAACAAUCUGAGAAGACGGGAGGAGACGAUCUGGAUGACGGUCUUGAGCUUGAUCCCGAUCUCUUAGCUUCAUCAGAUGAAGACGCUGAAUCAGAAGUUGACGCCGAAGACGGGGUCUCAGACAAUGGUGAUGGAGCUUUACCGCCUUUGGAGGGAGAAGAAGAUGAAAUAACUAACAGCCCGAUACCGGAGGGGAAGAAGAGAAAGGCUGAAGAGGUCGAGGUGGAAGAUGAAGAAGCGUCAAAGUUAGCUGAUAAGAAGAAGCGCAAAAAGGAGAAGGAAAAGGAACGUAAAGCCAAAAAACGACAAAACAAUGCUGGACCUUUGGCUGAUACACCUCCAACACAUCUUUCAACAUCCGAAUUGUCUUCUGUCCUCCUUCGAUCUAUACGUGAAUCUUAUCCAUCUGCAAGCUCAGUAGAGUUAGACGAUAUAAUAAUCCCUGAAACCAAUCUCCUUCCUCCUCCUGAUUACUCACCAUCGAAAAGUGAAUCGGACGCUUUUACACCCCUUCAACGGAGGAUAGAGAGUUUACUGAAACCGUUAGAGAAGAAGAAGCUGGUAAUGGGACAACCCCAAGUAACCAUACUCUCACUAUCGGGAUUAAGAUGCGCAGAUGUAGUAAGAGGUGUGAGAGAUGUCAAAGGGAAGGGAGAAGUAGCCAAGCUAUUCGCAAAACAUUUCAAACUUGUUGACCAAAUCAAAUACCUAGAAAGAACCAAGGUAUCAAUAGCUGUUGGUACUCCUGCGAGAGUGGGCAAGCUUCUAGCGGAAGGAGCAAUCAAGAUCACUUCGGAUACUGUGUUACUCCUUGAUGUCGGUCAUCAAGAUAGCAAAACAAGAACAAUACUCACCCUUCCCGAAGUCCGAGAUGAACUGUGGAAAUCAGUAUUUGCUGGUGACUCAAGAAAGACUCUUCUCGGAGGUGGUAUUCGUAUAGGAGCUUUCUAG